Molecule: messenger RNA, 2493 nt
Organism: Olea europaea var. sylvestris
Lineage: Eukaryota; Viridiplantae; Streptophyta; Magnoliopsida; Lamiales; Oleaceae
Product: pentatricopeptide repeat-containing protein At1g31430
Exons: 1
Coding region: 106-2004 (632 amino acids)
Biological process (GO): RNA modification
Molecular function (GO): RNA binding; protein binding
Source: RefSeq, a predicted model, not a curated record
UUUCCUCUUUUAAACUACAAUAUCCCCAAUCCCCAUGGAGGGAGUCAUUAUCUUAAUAAAAUCAAACUAUGCAUCCUGCAGUUCCUCUUUUAUUGAUCCAACUCGAUGAAACUUCAGAUCAGUAUUCACCGUUCCUUCACAAGAUCCAAAUAUCUGCUACUGUCACUUGCCAGCCAUUUCAUCCAAACAUUUCAGUUCUCAACUACAGCGGCAACAUCAACAUCGCUUACCAAGAAAGCAUGCAUAGAUCUCCUCAAGGCCUGCAAAUCGAUGGCCCAUCUGAAACAAAUUCAAGCACUGCUUUUCUGUCAUGGACUCCACCAGAACAUCGACGUUCUUCAUAAGAUAAUGGCCUUCACUACUGCGACGUCGAACUUGAGCCACGCCGAGAGAAUUUUUUAUCACAUCGAGAACCCGAGCUUAUUCAUUUAUAAUGUUAUGAUCAAAGCGUAUGCGAAAAAGGGUUGUAAUGAGAGAACAAUUUUCUUAUUUGAUGAAUUGCGUUUGCGUGGGUUGUGGCCUGAUAAUUACACAUACCCUUUCGUGUUUAAGGCUGUUAAAGGGUUGGGGAAGCUGGAUCGAGGGGAGAGGAUUCAUGGGUUUGUUAUAAAAAGUGGGGUGUUAUUUGAUUGUUAUGUUUGUAAUUCGGUUAUGGAUAUGUAUGGGGGUUUGGGAUAUGUGCAGUGUUUGAGCAAGGUGUUCGAGGAAUUGUCUCUAAGAGACGUGGUUUCGUGGAAUGUAUUGAUUUCUGGGCUUGUCAAAAGCGAGAGAUUUGAGGAUGCUGUUGAUGUAUAUAGGAGGAUGAGGAAAGAGGGAAAUGUAAGGCCGGAUGAGGCUACAAUUGCUAGUACUUUAUCUGCUUGCACAGCAUUGAAAAACUUCGAUCUUGGUAAGGAUAUUCAUGAAUAUGUGAAAACAGAGAUUGGGUUCACGAUGAUAAUUGGAAAUGCGUUGUUGGAUAUGUAUGCUAAGUGCGGCUGCUUGGAUGUGGCCAGGGGAAUUUUUGAUGCUAUGCUGGAAAAAAAUGUUAUUUGUUGGACUAGCAUGGUAUCAGCAUAUGUGAAUGGUGGUUUACUGGAUGAAGCCAGAACACUUUUUGAGAGGAGCCCAGCAAGGGAUCUUGUUCUCUGGACAGCCAUGAUUAAUGGGUAUGUGCAGUUCAACUGCGUUGAUGAGGCGAUGGCCUUGUUUAGGGAAAUGCAAAUGGCUAGAGUUAAACCAGAUAAGUUUACUUUGGUUGCGUUGCUUACAGGGUGUGCUCAGUUGGGGGCUUUAGAACAAGGGGAAUGGAUUCAUACUUUUUUGGUGGAAAACAGAAUACUAGUUGAUAGAGUAAUUGGUACUGCUCUUAUAGAAAUGUAUGCAAAAUGUGGCUGCUUAGAGAAGUCCUUGGAGAUUUUUCAUAGUUUGAAAGAGAAAGAUACAGCAUCUUGGACAUCAGUAAUCUGUGCGCUUGCCAUGAAUGGGAGAACUUCCAAGGCUUUAGAAUUGUUUUCAGAAAUGAUGCAAACUGGGAUUCAGCCUGAUGAUGUCACUUUUAUAGGCGUUUUGAGUGCUUGCAGUCAUGGAGGGCUAGUAGAUGAAGGCCGUAGAUAUUUUGAUUCUAUGACUAAUAUCUAUCACAUUGAACCAAAAUUUGAGCAUUAUGGAUGUAUGAUAGACCUUCUUGGCCGAGCUGGACUAUUAAAUGAAGCUGAGGAAAUUGUAGCUACAAUUCCAAAUAAAGAUAAAAACAUUAUCGUCCCACUAUAUGGUUCUUUACUUAGUGCUUGCAGGAACUAUGGCAAUGUAGAUAUGGGUCAGCGCAUUGCCCAGUGGCUAAUGAAAAUCGAGUCUAGUGAUUCUAGCACUCAUACACUUCUAGCUAAUAUAUAUGCAUCUGCGAAUAGGUGGAACGACGUAACACAAGUCAGAAGAAAAAUGAGAACUCUUGGGGCCAAGAAGUCCCCUGGGUGCAGUUUAAUCGAGUUUAAUGGGAAUCUCAGUGAAUCUAUAGUUGGAUAAACACCUAUCUGUCAUUUAAUGGGAAUGCUGGUGUUUAAUAAGCCCAAAUCUGUAUAUUGCAAACGAAAUGCUCGAUAAAAUAUGAUUGUUUAGCUUUAUAAGUUUCUGAUGAUAAUAGCAAUGUGUUAGCUCCUUAACACACAACUGAGGAAUGCAUAUCACCCUCGCAAGAGACGAAUUUACGCAACAUUUUCCUGCAUGACUUGGCCAUUAUUUGGGGUAGAAAAAGAUGGAACUGAACAAUGUACCUAAGGAUAAGCAUACUUUGCACAUUCAAUCAGUAGAUUUGCAAACUUGUCAUGUGGCAUUUGUACUUUGUACUGAUAUUCAGAAUGUCAGACAUCCAAGAUUAGGAAAUUCCGUUGUUUCGGGGGUUAAAUGUGUAAAACCUUGGAAGGUCAUAGUUAAGUACAGCAGCCCCUUGGAGUUGGGAUCAAGGCAAGAAGAUAGGUGUUGAAAAUGCCAGAUGCUAUGAAGGUCAUAGAGUUU